Messenger RNA from Trichechus manatus latirostris (Florida manatee), 4535 nucleotides. It is a transcript of the gene ERLIN2, whose product is annotated as ER lipid raft associated 2. The transcript has 12 exons. Gene Ontology annotation, biological process: SREBP signaling pathway. Gene Ontology annotation, molecular function: ubiquitin protein ligase binding; cholesterol binding. NCBI's taxonomy places the organism in Eukaryota, Metazoa, Chordata, Mammalia, Sirenia, Trichechidae. Gene Ontology annotation, cellular component: endoplasmic reticulum; endoplasmic reticulum membrane. The record is from RefSeq and is a predicted model, not a curated record. The coding region runs from base 122 to 1144 and encodes 340 amino acids.
AUCGGAGCGACGGGCCCGAAAGGAAGUAGCGUACUGAGGGGUGUGGCGGUUUUCUGCGGUUGCACGGGGGGUCGGACGAGUACGGAGCGCCUAGAGGGACAGCCGGGAUACAGGUUCGCUGAUGGCUCAGUUGGGAGCAGUUGUGGCGGUGGCUGCCAGUUUCUUUUGUGCAUCUCUCUUCUCGUCUGUGCACAAGAUAGAAGAGGGGCAUAUUGGGGUAUAUUACAGAGGCGGUGCCCUGCUGACUUCUACCAGUGGCCCUGGUUUCCAUCUCAUGCUCCCUUUCAUCACAUCGUAUAAGUCUGUGCAGACCACACUCCAGACAGAUGAGGUGAAGAAUGUUCCCUGUGGGACUAGUGGUGGUGUGAUGAUCUACUUUGACAGAAUUGAGGUCGUAAACUUCCUAGUCCCAAAUGCAGUGUAUGACAUAGUGAAGAACUACACUGCCGACUAUGACAAGGCCCUCAUCUUCAAUAAGAUCCACCAUGAACUGAACCAGUUUUGCAGCGUACAUACACUUCAAGAGGUCUACAUUGAGCUGUUUGAUCAGAUUGAUGAAAAUCUCAAACUGGCUUUGCAACAGGACCUAACCUCCAUGGCUCCUGGGCUUGUCAUCCAAGCUGUGCGGGUGACAAAGCCCAACAUACCUGAGGCAAUCCGCAGAAACUACGAGUUGAUGGAAAGCGAGAAGACAAAGCUUCUCAUUGCAGCCCAGAAACAGAAGGUGGUGGAGAAGGAAGCCGAGACAGAGCGGAAGAAGGCCCUCAUUGAGGCAGAAAAAGUGGCCCAGGUCGCAGAAAUCACCUAUGGGCAGAAGGUGAUGGAGAAGGAGACUGAGAAGAAGAUUUCAGAAAUUGAAGAUGCUGCGUUUCUGGCCCGGGAGAAGGCAAAGGCUGAUGCUGAGUGCUAUACUGCUAUGAAAAUAGCCGAAGCAAAUAAGCUGAAGCUGACCCCUGAAUAUCUGCAGCUGAUGAAGUACAAGGCAAUUGCUUCCAACAGCAAGAUUUACUUUGGCAAAGACAUCCCUAACAUGUUUGUAGACUCUGCAGGCGGCCUGGGCAAGCAGUUUGAGAGGCUGGCUGACAAGCUGAGUUUUGACUUAGAAGAGGAGGAGCCCUUAGAGGCAGCCACUGAGGGGAACUGAAAAUGUUUUUAUACAACCUCAGAUGACACUUGAAGAAAUCUUUAUUUUUUAAUGAUGAACCAGAAUGUCCCCUCCCUCCCACACUACCUGCUUUGACUCACUUCAAGGUACUAUGGUGAAAAAGAAGAAAGGGACUUAAAUCUACUACCCUUCCUGGUAAGGGGGGUGGGGAGCUGAUGAUUUGGGAGUUUAUUCAGGUGAGUAGGUAAUUUAACUUCCGAUAAGAUUUGUAAACCAUUUAACCUUGCAUCUCCAGGUACUAAUUUUGACCCUUGAAAGCUGGCUUACUAGGGAUGCUGGAGGAAAUGUAGGAUGUAGCCUCCAGGUGACUUGAUUUCUCUUAUUUGGGAAAACGUGGUCCAAUUUUCUCACCCCUGCCUCCCAGGUGGGAGGUGUCUGUAGGUGAGAGGUGUCUGUGGGUGAGGCUCAGCAACUGAGCAAAUAAUGUGCUUAUAAGUUUGCCGGGAGAGCCAUGGAGAAACAGCUGCAGAGAAUGUUUGACUUUCCUGGCAGUUUUGUCUGUAUGGGUGUGCUGUCUUGAACCCUCAAAAGCAGGAACUGGUGCUAGGUUUUGCAAGGUUUUCUAUACACUCCCCUUCUUGCCCUAGCAUUUAAAGAGUGUGGUGGUUUCUGAUGACAUUUCCAGAGUCAGUGUUUGGGCACCACCACACAAUUCUUUUUGGAACUUUUCACCUAUCCUCUGAUUGGUUUUUUUCCCUCAAUCUGUUUGCUGGUUCCAGUCAGCAUCAAGAAGACAGAACAAACACUCAAGUGUCUUCAUAGCUGCUGAAGGGGAGUCAUUGUAUCUAUUAGCUGUACCUGCUUGGCAGAUUAUGUACCUUGAGAUCCAGUGUCUUUAUUGUUGUGGAGAUUCCACAUUGAAGAGCUCUGAUAUCGUGUACAGAAGAGGAAGAAAGGUCAUCCAAGAGACUUCCUAGUCUAAUUGCCUAUGGCUUGUGCUGGGAGUGAGAUUUGUCUGAUGUAGUGAUAAAGGGAGCCCUCAGUAACAUGUGUUUUUUAAUCCAGGGCUCCAGUCGGGUCAGACUGAAUGUCACAUCUCUAGAGACAGCUAUGUGAAUGUAAGUCCAAGUUCAUGCCCAAGUCCCUGGGUUGGAAUGGUUGCACCAAAAUCAGUUUAAAAUGUUUAUUUUUCCUUACUACUUGGAAAAAUUUGAGCCACACUGGGAGAUUCAGGGUCAGGGGGGCACAAAGAUGAAAGAAGCUUUCUUCUUAUAUCCAGAAGUGAGUGCAGGGGAGGAGGCCGUUCUAGCCCUUGAGUUGUGUACAGCAGUAUUAAGUGGAGGACAGUUAUUUGGAGUUAACGUGCAAGGUACUAUCCAUAACCAGGAGCCCUGGUGGCAUAGUAGUUAAGAGCUCGGCUGCUAACUAAAAGAAAGGCAGUUCGAAUCUACCAGCCACUCCUUGGAAACACUAUGGGGCAGUUCUUCUCUGUCCUGUAGGGUGGCUAUGAGUCAGAAUCAACUCGACAGCAAUGGGUUGGGUCUCCAUGACCAGCUCUGGCUUAGGAUUUCACCUUAUUAGCUGCCCUCUGAGACUCCCGUCAUACCCCUCCUUCCUAUGUGAAUAAUAUGAAUGUUAUUUUCUGGCACAGAUCCCCACCUCCUAUUUGGUCCCAUGCCCACAUUUCUGGCUUAUGGAAUGGCCUUUUCUCAAGCUGGAACUCCAGCCAGCUUGCUCCUAAGUAGUACCAGCUUGUCAGGAGUUUGAAGAGCAUCCGGCCUACCUAGGAAGUUACAGACCAGUAACUCCCAUUGCUUCAAAUAUUGCUCAUCUCUGUUCUAAUUCCUGGGACUCAGAAUUCUCAAGCCACUGGUCCUGGUCACACUCUGUGCAGGCAUCAAAAUGUUCCUGGGGAGUGACAGAUUUAAUUGUGCUCAAGAGUUCUUGCAGAAGGUGGUCAGUUUCCCAAGACCAGUAUAGGGUGUCCAUUAAGAUCGCUCAUUUCCUCCCAUUUCAGUGCCAUUGGUCACUUGCUAAGAGCAAUGUGGCAGGUCCAGCAUCCCAAUUUACAUAUUUGUCUGCUUCUCUCCUCUGAUCUCUCGCUGCAUGAGCCUCAGAAAACACUGUUUCACUACAGUAGAAUCAGGAGCAGGGAUAUCUCAGCCUCUCUCAACAGCACGUUUUGCUCAGGUUCCUAACUUGAAAGUCUCUCUAGUACUAACAUUCAGUGUUAGUUUGUCCUUUGCACUAGAUACACUUCAACCACAAAAGAGCCUCAAGAGUAAACUCCUGCUGCAACUGCCCCACCCCCUCGGUGUUACUGUCACUUCCUCAAACAAAAACAUGAAUGUUGUACUCAUUGUCUUAAACCCAGUGUUGCCUGUACCUGCCUGAAAAGUAAAAUCAUGGAAUUUAACUGUUUCCUUAGCAUAGGGCAAGUAACCCAUCUGUCUGCUGUGUCUUUGUUUUUUUUUUAACACUUACUAGAAAAUCUGAUCUUAAAACGUUUGAAUUCUAAACAUGUAAACUGUGACAGCCUGCGAUUUUGUAGGCAGUAGCGUCAUGGCUGCUAUUUAUAAACGGAACUCCUGUUCUUAUCAAAAUAAAUAACUUCAUAAAAUUCAGUUUUUGUAGGAUUUUCCAAGGAAAAGUCACCUUGGUUGAAUGUUUCUCACUCAUUAAACUUUGCAGAAAUGAUUCAUAGUCAGUGCUGUUUUUAAUCACUUUUUUAAUAUGAGGACAGAAUGUGUGCAAGGAAGCCAAAGUUUGUUAAUUUUUAUAUGACAAAAGUAAAAUAGAUUUAGAGGAGUCCUAUGAUCAUAGUAAGUUGAGGGGGAAAAAAAUCACUGAAAGAAUCUUAGCAUUGUAUUCAUCACAAAAAAAGUAGUUUUACAAGUGAUCUGUAGUGAUGUCUGUGAGUCUGUGUAUCUUUCAACACUGAUAACGUCACCAUUUAUAAAGAGUAAAUAGUGAAAGUAAGACGAUGGUGUUUACCAGCUUCGGCGUUGAAGUUUUACUUAGGAUAAACUGUAACUUGGCUAGUGGCUGUUCUGUGUCUGUGAACUUAACCACUGCUUCUUUAGUUCUGUCCUACAGAGGCCUAACCACUCUUUCUAUUGUUUCCAUAUAUAAAGAGGUAAUAACCAAUUAUUUUGUGUUUAUAUUGCCAUUCCCUUUUAUUUCUGCUUUUGUGUAGGCUCGUGAUUGAACAGUCAGGCUGAUUCUACUUUCAAAGAUCCCUGAGGGCUUAACGACCCCCCUUGUAACUGGGAAAUUAUUGUUAUAUUAAUCAUUCUGUAAAUGACACUGCUGGAGUAAUUGCUGUGAGUUGAUAGCUGGAAGAAUUGUUUUGGACAGCACUAAAGGUCUUGUGUGAAUUUAUGUCUUAGUUUUAUUUUCAGUCUUGCUAAAUAAAAUGUCUUUGUAUUUA